GGGGAAGGCAGGGCGGAGGCGGAGAAGGAGGGAGGUAAGGGAGGCAGGGAGGGCGGGCGGUCCGUCCGUCCAGUACAGUCCCCGGCUCCGCUCCUUCCCCCGGGGGCAGCAGCCAUGAACCCCAACUGUGCCCGCUGCGGGAAGAUCGUCUACCCCACCGAGAAGGUCAACUGUCUGGACAAGUUCUGGCACAAGGCAUGUUUCCACUGCGAGUCCUGUAAAAUGACUCUGAACAUGAAGAACUACAAGGGCUACGAGAAGAAGCCGUACUGCAACGCACACUACCCCAAGCAGUCCUUCACCAUGGUGGCGGACACCCCCGAAAACCUGCGCCUCAAACAGCAGAGCGAGCUCCAGAGCCAGGUCCGCUACAAGGAGGAGUUUGAGAAGAACAAGGGUAAGGGUUUCAGCGUGGUGGCUGAUACCCCUGAACUGCAGAGAAUCAAAAAGACCCAGGACCAGAUCAGUAACAUCAAGUACCACGAAGAGUUCGAGAAGAGCCGGAUGGGCCCUAGCGUGGGCGAGGGUGGCGACCUGGACCAGCGCAACUCCCAGGACGGCGGCAGUCCCUACAGGCGGGUCGCCGAGCCCCAGCAGCUGCCCCAUCACCUCCAGGCCGGAGGCCCCGCCUACCAACAGCCCCAGCAACAACCCCAGUCACAGUCCUACAGCUACAAGGAGUCGGCUGUUCCCGUCUCUAUACAGAGGGGCGGCCCUGGGGGAGGUGGGAAGCGUUUCCGCGCCGUGUACGACUACAACGCGGCCGAUGAGGAUGAGGUGUCCUUCCAGGACGGGGACACCAUUGUCAACGUGCAGCAGAUAGACGACGGCUGGAUGUACGGCACGGUGGAGCGCACCGGCGACACGGGCAUGCUCCCCGCCAACUAUGUGGAGGCCAUCUGAGCGACCCUCCCCGCCCCUUCCCCCUCCGCCUUCCCCCCCCCGACCAAAGGACCAGGGGCUCCAGGCCCCCGCUCCACCUCCCCCCCCUCCAACCCCACCUUCAGCGCAUCGCGCCGCGGCUUUCUCCUUUGAUAUCUUGUCUUUUUUUAGAAUCCGCGACGGGUCUUCUCUGAUUUCUUUGCCAGUUCAACCAUCCCCUCCUCCCUUCUCCUUCCCGGAGCCUCCCAAGGUGUUGUCCCCAUAGGAAGAGGGAGGGAGAGGGCUGCCCCAGAAAGGGCAGGGCCGGGACCCUCCUGGCGGUAGGGGGGCCGUCUGCUGCCUUCACUCUGGGCUUCCGCAGGUGCUGUUCGCUUGUCUCUGCAGAACGUGUCCUUUGACCCCCCCCUCCCCAUCCCUCCUCUUCCCCGGGUUUGACGCCCCGACCUGGACCAAUCUCCCUGGGGUAGGGGGAGGGAUGGAGGGAGUAAGAGGGGAAGGGAUGGAAGCGGAAACUUUCCCCUCUGGCUCUCCCCCCCUCCCUCUCCCUGCUUCUGCCCCUCUCCCCCGUCUAAUCUCCUAUUUUAUAGAAAAAGACCAACAAGGUAGAAAACCUGCCCCUCCGUGAGAGAGGGGAAAGGAAGUGGAGCAGGGCAGUCGUGCUGGGCUUCCCUCCUCUCCACAGGCCCACGUGACCACGGGAAAUGGACACCAGGCUGUUUUUCCAUGUUUAAUUCUUCAGUCAUCUCCAUAAAUCGUGAUAUUUCUCCUUCACCACCACCCCCCCAGCCCACACACAGACAACACCUCCCUCCCAGUCAUGUGCUGGUCCAAGCCCGGGACCCGCUCUCAGCCGGACCCCUCCCCUUUUGAGUUCCAUCUGUGGGUGGCUGAGGGGGGUGAACGGGGGAGGUGGAGAGACUACAGUUGGGGGACCCUCCUGGGCUGGGAGCAGAAAUAGGGCUAGGCUGGCUGUCCCCCCUGCCCUGGAACGGUGGAGCGGAAGGUUUGGGCACGGGAUUAGUUGGGCAAUGGGGCGUAGAGGGGGAACUCGGAGUUCCUCAGGGUCACUGAGGCCCUGGGGGUGUCAGAAAGAGGAGCCAGUUUGCCUCUGGGGCUUGGGGGGGUGGGAAGAGGGGUGCCUACCACCUCUGUCUUAAAGCACAACAGUGAAUCUGGGACCAAUGGACCCCACUCCAGGGAAUGGGGCAUUUUUGAACAGGGAAUGGAGUGCUCUGCUGGGGUGGGGGGUGGGGGACCAAAGCUGGACGAUAUGGAACAAACCAUUUUUCGGUAUCUCGUUCCUUCUGAGAAAGAGCCAUGUCUGCACAUUCCAGGUACGGAGGGGCUUCUCCCCACCUCCGGGAGCCCCGCGUGUGUGGCUCGAGGGACCGCCAGUUUGGGACCCGGGUCAGACCAGGCCCGGGUGGACGGGGGGCAGGGGGAGGUGGCGGGAGCGGCCGUGGCGGUGGAGGAUGGAAGUUCUCGGCCAGUUCUCAUCCAGGAAACUUAAAAGCAUAAUGUGAAUUUAGCUCUUCGGUGGACCAAAAAUGCUGGUGGGCAAGGUGCCAAGACCCUCCGGGUGGGCCUGGGGGUUCAGGACCCUUCCCCCCCGGCCCCCCGGCUCUGCUGGGUCUCCUCUCGCCCUGCCCGGAACCCCUUCCCACCCCCAAUCUGGCUUGAUCUCUGCCUUUUCGCUCACAUUUGCACUUUUAUUUUGCCUUUUCCAUCCGCCUUCCCCCUUGUAUUUAAAGAAAAGUGCCGGUCAGGCAGCACAGCCGCAGGUGUGAGAGGGAGGGAGGGAGGGAGAGAGGUGCGGGGAGGGCAGCUCGGGGCCCGGCCCGGGGCUUGAACACCACCAAGCCGUCGCUCAAUUCGCUUGGGGUCGUUUUAUUUCCUGUUGGCUUUGUCAUCCGUGUGUGACCCCCUUCCAUCCCCUCCCUCCGCCUCCCCUCAGUCGCGGGCGCCCGGAAUCCUGGGAUCUGGCCUAUUUUACUAGAGCGGAGUCGGCAAAGCCACCAGGACCCGCUCCUGCUGGCACAAGUGGAAAUAAAAGUAUCAUUUUUACCUGC
Messenger RNA from Ornithorhynchus anatinus (platypus), 2951 nucleotides. It is a transcript of the gene LASP1, whose product is annotated as LIM and SH3 protein 1. Gene Ontology annotation, molecular function: actin filament binding. The transcript has 7 exons. Lineage: Eukaryota; Metazoa; Chordata; Mammalia; Monotremata; Ornithorhynchidae. Gene Ontology annotation, cellular component: focal adhesion. The record is from RefSeq and is a predicted model, not a curated record. Bases 115 to 903 code for a protein of 262 amino acids.